AUGGUCAAUUUGCGGGCGUCUUCAAUGCUGAGGGUGCCAGGGCGGUACCAAGAAGACUUCGGGCCAUCUCGCGCUGACAGACCCAUCUUCGCGCACCCGGACGUGCCCUUCAACGUAGCCCUGGUGCAGCACUGCGCCCAUCCCAGUCUGCCGCUGGACCACCCGGGCCUUGGGCCUUCAGAGGCAGAGUGCGCUCGGCUUGCGGCUUUGGCGACAAAGGAGACGACGGCAGCAGAGCCCGAGAGCAUGGGUGACGAGACCGACAGUGAUGAGUCGUUUGAUGGAGAGGAUGAGGACGACGACUACGACGGCCGGCAGGCUUCGGCGAGCGGCCGGAGGGGUCAAACCACUGGGCAGGCCCCUUCGCGCCCUCCUCGCACGGGUGGCCAGGUCGGCCAAGGGGGCCAACCGUUUGUUCCAGCGCCCCUAGAUCAGCCGGCCCGCGCCGCGUACGUUGCGAAGGUGCCCAGAGGGGCGAAACCCGCGGGGAGAUCGGAAGGGGGCGGAAAGGGUACCACCUCGGCCGGAAACUCAAAUGAGUGGGUGGAAGAGACAGCUCCCGCCAACAACCAGGCCGCCCGCCCGAACUGGGCAAACCUUUCGGAUGGCAUCAAGUAUGCCAUCAUCUACGACAUGACCCGGACGGUCCCCUUCUCCCAGGCCGUCCAGCAUCUCGGCCUCGAAUACGACGAGGUCAUGUCGCUCCUCGCGCUCAUCGAGGCUGAGCGCAAGAAGAAGAAGACCUACGACGCGCUCAUGCAGCGCCGGGGGGCUGCCGAGAUUUCCUCCAGCGACGAGCUGCUGGCGCUAGCCCCUGUCACCGAAGGCAUCACGGCCAGGGAGGAGGGCACCAAUGGCGACAUCCACGACGUCGAGAUCGACGAGGGCGGCAUGGACUUCGUCAACGACUUUAACGUCUCGAGCGGUGGCGAGCUCGAAAGCAGCAGGACUAGAAGGCAGAUGCUCAACAUGACGGGGCCGGAGUUGAUCCUGCGGCUGGAUCCUCCCCCCAAUUCAGUCAACCCCCGCCGGCUGAAAGGUGGCGGCCCGUCAGCGCGCGCCGAGAACCUGGAGUCGCUGCAAGCCUCGCUGUCCAAUGGCUUGCACCAGGAGAACUAUGAGGUCAAGGACCAGACCACCGGCCCGUCGGCGAUCCUGGACACGUUGCGCAGGCCGUCUUGGGAAUCUCUGCGCCCGGUCAGCAACAUCCCGCUGGCCAACUUGACCGUCUUCACCGCCCGCUCGUUUGAGUUCAAUUUCGGCGAAUUUAUUAGCGAGAGCGACGAGGAGACGGAAUGGGCCACUGAGCGUCCUGACAACAUGGCCCAGCCUACUGCGGCGCUUGAGAGCCUCAGUCUUGAGGAUUACCUUCCAAUGCCGCGUCUCGAGGAGCCGCCCAACCCAGUUUGCUUCACGUACCCGACUGGCCAGGCAUCCGACCCUUAUCCGCACGCGCCUGGCAAUGCCUCUGUGAGCCCCUCGGACAUCAACUUUGACAUUCGGAUGUUCGCCAAUGACACCGCCGACUCGUCUGAAGCCACCGUCGAUCGGCAAGCAGUGGACGUUGGUCAGCAGCAAAGCGGCUGUGAGAUUGCCGCUACUGCCUCGGAAUUGGCCCCUUCCCAAGCGGCGGCGGAACAAGAGGUCACGCGGACCGCCUUUGCCGACGAAGAUUGCGAGAUGCGAGACGUCUCGAACCAGAUCCCCAGCCGACAGGCCUCCGGACCGGUGAACACCGAACCCAAUAUCGUUCUGUCGGUUGAGGUCCACGAGCGCAUCCCGGCGGCGCAAGCUGUUCCAUCGCAAGCGGAUCCCAGCGCGCUAGCCCUUCACGCCUUUCUCAAUGCUCCUGCGCCGACUGUUCGCCCUCUCGACCCCGAAAUAGCGAUGAGUACUGCCGAGAUAUUGGCCAAGUAUAAUCGCAGGGUUUCGUUCGCCGGCGACAACCCAGUUUCUUCCGAACCACGUCGUCCUACUCCAGUGGUUCGACGUCAGUUGUUGCAAGGGGAAUGUGUGGAGGACGAGAUUUCGGACGAAGACAAUUUACCCCGUUACAUCCCUCGUCUGCGCGAACCAGAUGAUACAGAGUGGAAACCGGCCAACCGCAGGUCUGGGACAAGAUACCCUAGGAGCAGAGCCCCAGGGGGGAGAGCGUCUGGUGCAGGAUCAUCUGGCGCAACGUCAUCGGGCGCAAGAAAGCGCACCUGUACUGAGUCGCCCAGCGCGGAACAAGCACCUAAGCGCGCUCGCCCUACGCCUGCUGCCCCCAGACACCGAAGUGCAGCUGGCGACAACACGUCUCCCACUCCCGUCAAGCGCGGCCCGGGAAGACCCAGAAAGAGGCCGCUUCCUGUUGCGACUCCCAAACCGCCCGUAAAGCUGCCACCCGCGAGUCCGACACCCGCAUCGAUGACAUCGUUCCCUCUGGCAGGCGUGCCAUCUGGCCGGCCGACACGGCAGGCGGCCGUUCUGCAACACUUAACUUCGGAUACGACCCAGAGCUCAAGCAACGCAAUGACGGACGACGCAGUCGCGGGAAUGCAAGCGGCACUUUCCCAGCUCGAGUGCCCGUUUACCGCUGCCAGGUUCGCCGUACGGCCGUCUUCGUUCCUCGCAACUGCUCCAAAUGAGCCAGAAAAUUCCGAGGCUGGUGAACAGAACGGCCGGUCCGCGCCGAAGACCACUCAGCGUAGGAAGAGGGAGCCGGAGCUCGACGAGGAGGGCCAACCGAGUAAGCCCAAGCGAAUCCGGAUCAAGAUCGCUCCCAGUCCCAAGGUUGACAAGACCGUACAAGCCAUCGAGCCCAAGAGGCGCAACCGCAAGGCAAAAGCCGACGAUGACGGCAAUCCGGUCAAGCCCAAGAGGAGCCGCGCCGCACCCAAGCUCGACGAGAACGGGAAUCCAGUCACGAAAAAGGUAAACCGCCGCCCGCCCCAAUACGACGAGAAUGGCAACCGGGUUAAGCUCGUACGGCGCAAGCGCAAUCUCGACUCACAAGGUAGGCCCAUCAGGUGUAGCACGGUCAAGGGAACCAGUUUCCACGUCCGCCCGAACGUGGUGAUGCGCUCAAGCGAGGGCGAGGAGAUGACGCGCGGCGAGUUCGAUAGAGCCUUCAAGGUCCACGAACGGAGAUAUCUCCCAGGCGGCGUUGUUGGUGGCGGCCGAUAUGAAAUCAUCGAAACUGGCGUCAUCUGGUCGUUCACAACGGAAUACCGGAACGAGUCAGGCCAGGAGAUCGCGAACGCAGGAUCGGGCGAUGAAGGGGAUUCUCAGCGGCAAAACGACAGCCAGCGGUCGGCUCGUGCGGGGAGCUCCCGGGCUGGCGGGGUGCACUCGGAGUACGGCGCUGGCACCAGCCAGGAGAGCUUCCAGCUGAGUGCUGAGAUGACCGACGAAGACAGCAGCUACGAGGCCUCGGCUGAUCCGGGCGACAUGAAGAUCAAUGAGCCGGCUCCCAGGAACGCUCUUACUGGUCCCGCUGAGCCCCAGCCGGCUUUUGGCACCCCAGCGCGCAAUCCGUCCCGCCUGGUCCUCGGGUUGGCGCCUCCAAACCGGUCCGGACAGACCAGACUCAGUGGUUUUACUCGGCCCAACACCCCCACCCAUAUCGCCCUGCCGCCUGCAGCGAUUGGACCGCUGGCCGUGACUGUCCCCAUGGCCCCGAAUGUCACCGCUACCGCUGGCCCGACAGCAGCAUCCGGUUCGACUCGCCCGCGUGCCCCGCAUCAGCGUGCCACGACUCGCGCAACUGGUCCGACCGCCUCCGACCCCCGUGUCGCUGCCCGGGUGGCCGAGUUGAAUGAGCGGUGCAGCAGGUACAGCGUCCAAACCAGGGAUCGGUUUAACUCAGACCAGGAAUUCCUCGAUUACGCCGAGGGGAUGCUUCCGCUUCUCUACCCUAACACCGGCGGCGGACGCUAUGCUCCCGCCAAGCUGUACCAUGAUGGCUCGGGCGGUGGUGGUCGUCGUACUGGGCCGUCUGCUUCGAUUUUUGGAGGCCAGGAUUCGUAUAUCUGA
This is a messenger RNA of Parathielavia appendiculata, 4017 nucleotides long. RefSeq lists its product as uncharacterized. The coding region runs from base 1 to 4017 and encodes 1338 amino acids. The transcript is spliced from 5 exons. The record is from RefSeq and is a predicted model, not a curated record. Lineage: Eukaryota; Fungi; Ascomycota; Sordariomycetes; Sordariales; Chaetomiaceae.